Larimichthys crocea (large yellow croaker) is the source of this 4389-nucleotide messenger RNA. It is a transcript of the gene nrbp2b, whose product is annotated as nuclear receptor binding protein 2b. The transcript is spliced from 18 exons. Gene Ontology annotation, molecular function: protein kinase activity; ATP binding. Gene Ontology annotation, biological process: protein phosphorylation. The record is from RefSeq and is a predicted model, not a curated record. Bases 595 to 2133 code for a protein of 512 amino acids. NCBI's taxonomy places the organism in Eukaryota, Metazoa, Chordata, Actinopteri, Sciaenidae.
CGCACCGUGCCUGGCAGGCUUCAGAUCCAACAACACCGACAAUGAUGCGUGUGGAAGAUGGUCGAAAAAUGAACUGUCUGCAAUAAAAACAGACACCUGAGGUGAGCGGUGGAGGGAGGGGACUCACUGGGAAUCGUUUCGCUUCACACAUUGAUCCUUUCCUCUCGUUUUGGAGACAGAAAAGCAGAAACAAAAAAGGCAUUUCGCAAGCUGUUUUGCAUGCAGCCGACAGGGCGCAUGAAGUCUGGGAUAUAUGUUUCCACCCUGUCCGGCUCGUCCAGCGACCAUGCAAUGUGCACACUGUUGGUGUUGAUCUGACUGAGAUGUGGGCUCGUCUCUCUGACAGAGGAGCGCCCCUGUUAAGCAAUAUCCAAUAUUUAUUUCUCUGCAAGAUGUUUUGAGCGCCAAGAGGGCUGAGAGCGGCUUGGUAUCGUCUGGAGAGGGGGUGGGAAGGGGGGUUUCUUCACUGCGCAGACCGUCUCUGCGUCUGAUCCACAACACAACAGACAGUUCAAGAGGAAGAGAGAGAGAGAGAGAGAGGAGAAGGCGGAGGAGAAGGUCUGGACUGAAAAUCUGGAAAUAUACAGCGUUAAAAUGACGAUGUCCGUCCCGGAGAGGAAAUCAGGAUCGGAGGGGAAGGAAGAGGAGAGCGAGGAUGAGAGUGAAAUCUUGGAGGAGAGCCCGUGUGGCCGCUGGCAGAAACGGAAAGAGCAGGUGAGCCAAGGUAAUGUCCCAGGUGUGGAAAGUGCAUCUCUGGCCAUGGACACAGAGGAGGGUGUGGAGGUGGUUUGGAACGAGGUGCUCUUCUCCGAUAAGAAGGUCUUCAAAGCACAGGAGGAGAAGAUCAAGGAGAUGUUUGAGAACCUGAUGCAGGUCGAACACCCCAACAUUGUCAAGUUUCACAAGUACUGGCUGGACAUGAAGGAGAGUCAGGCACGGGUCAUAUUCAUCACAGAAUACAUGUCCUCGGGCAGCCUCAAGCAGUUUUUGAAGAAAACUAAGAAGAACCACAAGACCAUGAAUGUGAAGGCCUGGAAGAGAUGGUGCACCCAGAUUCUCUCUGCCCUCAGUUAUCUGCACUCUUGCGACCCGCCUAUAAUCCACGGCAACCUGACGUGCGACACCAUCUUCAUUCAGCACAACGGCCUCAUCAAGAUCGGCUCAGUGUGGCAUCGGCUUUUUGUUAAUGUGUUUCCAGACGCCAGUGUCCACGGGAAAGCGAGGCAACAUCGCGAUGAGCAGAGGAAUCUUCAUUUUUUUGCUCCAGAAUAUGGAGCUGGCGAGGAUGAUUAUGCCAUAGACAUUUUCUCCUUUGGCAUCUGUGCUCUAGAGAUGGCAGUGCUGGAGAUCCAGGCCAAUGGAGAUACUGCUGUGUCCAAGGAGGCCAUCGUCAAUGCAGGUCAAUCUCUGGAAGACCCUCUCAUGAGAGAGUUCACCCAGUCUUGUUUGCGUCACGAAGCCAAGAUCCGUCCCACGGCUCACGACCUUCUGUUCCACCGAGUCUUGUUCGAGGUCCACUCCCUCAAACUGCUCGCCGCCCACUGCCUCAUCAACAACCAGUACUUACUUCCAGAAAACUGUGUGGAGGAAAAAACCAAGUCCUUCGACCCCAACGCUGUCAUGGCAGAGAUUAAACAUGAAGACAGACAGGGAGUUCAGCUCAAAUAUUCCCAUGUGUCCCCUUUGGAACUUGACAAGUUCCUGGAGGAUGUCAAGAAUGGGAUUUACCCCUUGAUGAACUUCGCCUCGACUCGGCCUCACCCCGUCCCCCGAGCCCUCUCCUUGUCUCAGGAGCAGGUUGAGACAGUCAAGACGCCAACUCCUGAACCUCAGGAGACGGAAACCAGGAAGGUUGUCCAGAUGCACUGUAAUUUGGAGUCAAAUGAAGAAGGGACCAAAACUCAUGUGAGUCACAUAGUAUUACAGCUUUCUUUGUUUCUGAAGAUGGAUGACAAACUUCAUAGGCAACUUAGCUGUGACAUCCUUCUAACUGACACGUCCAAAGACCUUGCCAGUGAACUUGUUCACUACGCCUUCAUAAAUGAGGACGACAGUGAGAAGGUAGCGGGAUUCCUGGAGGACGCCAUCGGCCGACACCGGGUCAGAGCCCUGGCUUCCGGGAGCACACAGUGAGGAGGGGUCAUGACAGCGGCUGGCCCAGACAGAAGGGCCCGGGCGUUGACCACACAGAUCAAAGAAAGGGAGAGAGCAGAGCCAGUAACUGAGAGAGCGCUGGGAGCUGACCCAGCUGGGGAUAAAAAGGGGACAAAUACAGAAAGGAUGCUGGGCCUUGACAGUCCGUUAAUAAUCCCAGAAAAGGAGGAAACGCCAGCACUGAGAAAGGAACCGAAGGCACCUCUGAUUGGAGGUCCAGAUGCUGUGUUCAGCAAUCCCACAAAGCAGUGGAAGAUUGACAAACUCCCUGCCUAAAAGGGCUAUCAUGCCUUAAGAUAUCUUGACAGCUUAGUUUUUUUUUCCGUAAUGCCACUAUUCAGAAUGGAUAUGUUUUACUUACAAAUGCAGCAGCUAUGUUUUCAGGGCGGACCUUUUAUUGCUCGUAAGCCUCGUUUUGACUCCAGUGUCCACUUUAAUUGGUGAUUGUUUGCUUUUGAAUUGUAAACAAACUAAUUUACUAAAAAACUCUCUCCCUCCCAAAGCAGAACCUUCAGUCCAUCACCAUUUUAGGAAUUUAAUAUUCCGUCCAACAUGCACUGUUGACACUCAUUCAUUUGACUUAUUUAUUUCUGUUUAACUGUGAACAAUAGAAGCUUUGCACACACCUCUUUUUGUUUUGUUUGUAUUUACUUUUUAUGACCUAAGUCAUAAAAGUCAAACACACUCUAUCACUGCACUCUUUGGUUAAAAGCCUCUUUCCCCAGAGCUAAACAUGCCAUGCCUAAAUGUAGUGACGAGCAAUGAGAUGAUGCCUGUCUUUUAGCCUGUAGCGCUCUUAAGGGUCAAAGCCAAAGACUUGCAAAGUGCCUGAUAUGGCAAAUUACUUACGGACAAAUUUCCUAAUGAAACGGCAUCGUACCCAACUUACCUAACUUUGGAAUUUAACUUAUUCCGGCUGAUUUUUACACAUAUAAAACCAGAUGCAUUUAUUCAGACUAGUUCCUAUUUUUUAGUCUACGUAGUCAGCCUUUGUGUGAAGAUGAACUUGACAGCCAGUAAUGGCAUCUCCAUUAAAAGAGCUUCACCCUCUUUAUAUUGGACAUAUGGAUCAGGCAAUAAUGCUCCCUGCUGCGGUCGAUAUUAGUUUGGAAAGAGCUGCAGCUCGUGUACAAAAAAUAAAUCAUGUGAAGCUUGUGAAGUGAAAUCAUAGUCCUAUAUAAAUGGGAGGAAGGAUGUUGGUGGCUUAAGACUUGUUAUUCAAAAUUAUUAUUGCCAUAUUGUUGGUAAAUAUCACUAUUUUCCGUACUUCCCAAACCAUCUGAGGAUAUUUUCUAACAGUGAGUUUGUUUUUGUAAAUGUGUGGUGUAUUUAAAGGAAAAAUCUACCCAAAAAUCUUAAAGAAUGUAGCAUUUUGCAAUCAAUAAUAGUGCUAUCCUUUCUGAUAGAAGAGUGGAGUGUUUUUGCGUUGAAUGUCUUCAUGACCGAGUAUCAAAUCCACUUUAUUUAAUACAAUAUCAGCGUGAACUUUGGAAUUGAAAUGAUACACUGCUGCCCACACAAACACAAAAAUAGAUUCCGUGCUGCCAGAUUUUCUUGUCAAGAACCCAAUCUUGGCACCGUAAAAGACUUUGGGUGGAUUUUUCCCUUAACAAAACUGGACAGCAGAAAACAAUAGUGAAUUGUCUGAUUGGUCUUCAGCAGUAUACUUUGUGUGUACUCUAGUUUGUCAGACUCACUUAGCUCUGCUUCGUUUGUUCCCCGGGGUUUGUGAGGUCGCCAUUUCAUAACAGUUACACUGCUGUACAGUCAUUGCUUACAGAACCUACUUACUCUACUCUGUGUCAAGCUUUCUUAUCAGUGUGUGUCUCUGAAGACAGGAGUCCCAGACAUUCACCUACCAGAGGCUGUGGUGUACAUAUUUGUUUGUGGCUAUUAAAGGGGGUUUACUUUUAGACAAAAUUUCAAUGCAAAGCAGUGCCACGAUUGCUCUCAUCUGAUCUAAUAAAGCUGCAUGUCUUAAUAGCCUGCGACCAUUCAAACUUUGCAUUUUGCCUUCGUCAGUCACAGGGGACCUGACCAAGUAAAUGAAUGUUUAGACUGUGCAAACAUGAAAGCAAAACAUCCAUAUCAGUCUUAUUUUAUGUCAAAUGACUUUUCUUCCCGUGAAUCUGUUGAAUGAAACUUGCCUUUGGAUGUGUUCUACUUAAAAACCUUUGUUAAAUAUUGUAGCUACUGCAAUUAAAUACAUGACAAUAAACAAUGUGUGACAUGUUG